ACUAGCAGUUACUGACAAACUGUAUUUAUCUUGUUUUAAGAACAUUUGAAAACUGGAACGACAACCUGGGCCACAGAGGGUGACAGUUUUUCCAGGAGUCAAAACGGAGAACCAUGAGCGGCGACUGGCCGCCUCCCGCGGCUGCGCAGCUCUGCUAUGAGCACCUGAACGGCUCCUGUGUCAAAACCCCCUACUCACCCGGCCCCCGCCUGAUCCUGUACGCUGUGUUGGGCUCUGGAGCUGCCCUGGCUGUGUUUGGAAACCUCUCGGCGAUGAUUUCAGUUCUCCACUUCAAGCAGCUGCACUCUCCAGCCAAUUUCUUGAUCGCCUCCCUGGCCUGUGCCGACUUCUUGGUGGGGGCGGCUGUGAUGCCCUUCAGCACAGUGAGGUCCGUGGAGAGCUGCUGGUACUUUGGGCAGCGCUUCUGUCAGUUUCACUCCUGUUUUGACGGGUCGUUCUGUUAUGCUUCCAUCUACCACCUGUGCUUUAUCUCUCUCGACAGGUACCUGGCGGUCACUGACCCCCUGCUCUAUCCCACCAGGUUCACUGCCAAUGUUUCUGGCCUGUGUAUUGCCUUCUCCUGGCUUUUUUCCAUUUUUUCAUUCUUGUUCCCUUUUUGGCACAGGUGCGAAUGAAGCUGGGCUGGAGGAUCUAGUAAG
This is a messenger RNA of Vicugna pacos (alpaca), 659 nucleotides long. Its product is annotated as trace amine-associated receptor 7a-like. Lineage: Eukaryota; Metazoa; Chordata; Mammalia; Artiodactyla; Camelidae. Gene Ontology annotation, cellular component: membrane. The record is from RefSeq and is a predicted model, not a curated record. Gene Ontology annotation, biological process: G protein-coupled receptor signaling pathway. Gene Ontology annotation, molecular function: trace-amine receptor activity.